This is a messenger RNA of Cotesia congregata, 1929 nucleotides long. NCBI's taxonomy places the organism in Eukaryota, Metazoa, Arthropoda, Insecta, Hymenoptera, Braconidae. The record is from the annotation of a GenBank genome assembly.
AUGUCGAAGCCAAAGGUUUUAGUUAAUCGAGACGAUAUUCCUGCAGCUGGUUUAGAUCUUCUACGCACCAAAUGCGAGCUGACUAUUCUUCCGGGUUCAAAUUCAACCAGGGAAGAAAUUCUUCGAGCUCUACCUGGACAUGAUGGAUUUUAUUUUUUUGGCCAUAUUAAUGUCAAUACAGACUUUUUAGACAUUGCAGGACCUUCGCUGAAAGUAAUCUCAACAAUUUCUGCUGGAUUUGAUCAUCUUGACGUUCCAGAAAUAAAACGUCGAGGAAUUAAAGUAGGGCACACUCCAACAGUGUUAAAUGCAGCAGUUGCGGAAAUUGCUGUAAUGCUACUUCUAAAUGCUGCUCGACGAGCUCAUGAAAGUCGAUCAUUACUUGAAAGAGGCAAGGUUGAAGCUAAACCACAAUGGCUCCUGGGUCGGGAUGUCCGAGGAUCUACAGUAGGGAUCGUAGGACUAGGAAUGAUUGGCUUAGCGAUCGCCAAAAGGCUAGUUCCUUUUGAAAUCGGGCGAUUUUUAUACACCGGUCAUACUCCUAAAAAAUCUGCCGAUGAAAUAGGGGCUGAGUUUGUGUCCCUGGAUGAUCUUCUCAAGCUUAGUGACUUUGUCAUCGUCGCAACUCCACUGACAAUCGAAACCCAUGGACUUUUUGACGACGUAGCUUUUGAUAAAAUGAAGAAAACUGCUAUAUUCAUCAACAUCGGUCGUGGAGCUGUUGUGAAAACAGACGCGCUUUUGAGAGCGCUUAAAGAAAAAAAAAUAUUCGCUGCUGGGUUGGAUGUUGUUGAUCCCGAGCCUCUACCCAAAGAUCACGAGUUAUUAACACUCCCGAAUUUAGAAAUAGUUCCUCAUAUCGGUAGCGCGACUAUAAAAACUCGCAGUGACAUGGCAGUUGUUGCCGCGCAGAAUAUUAUCAACGCUCUCGAGGGAAAACCUCUCGUUUAUCCGUUAAAUAUGUCAAAAACGCGGAAAGUUUUAGUAACACGUGAAGAUUGUCCACAGGCUGGUUUAGAUCUUCUGAGAAAUAGUAAAUGUGAAUUGACAAUUGUUCCGGGUGACUAUCCAUCACGAGAAGAAAUCUUUCGUGCGAUACCAGGACAUGAUGCGCUGUACGUAGUUGGUAAUCAUGUUAAUAUCAAUGCAGAACUUCUGGAUGCAGCUGGGCCAUCAUUAAAGAUCAUCUCAACAAUUUCAUCUGGGUAUGACCACCUAGAUGUACCAGAAAUAAAACACCGAGGAAUUAUAAUCGGCCAUACACCAGUAGUAUUAAAUGCAGCAGUUUCCGAAAUUGCUGUAAUGCUCCUUUUGACUGCUGCUCGGCGAGCUCAUGAAAGUCGUUUGUUACUGGAAGCAGGCAAGUCGGAAAGAAAACCUACGUGGUUGCUGGGUCAGGAUGUCAGUGGAUCUACAGUGGGCAUUGUAGGUCUAGGAAUGAUUGGCUUAGCGAUCGCCAAAAGGCUAGUUCCUUUUGAAAUCGGGCGAUUUUUAUACACCGGUCAUGCUCCUAAAAAAUCUGCCGAUGAAAUAGGGGCUGAGUUUGUGUCCCUGGAUGAUCUUCUCGAGCUUAGUGACUUUGUCAUCGUCGCGACUCCACUGACAAGCGAGACCCGUGGACUUUUUGACGACGCAGCUUUUGAUAAAAUGAAGAAAACUGCUGUAUUCAUCAACAUCGGUCGUGGAGCUGUUGUGAAAACAGACGCGCUUUUGAGAGCGCUUAAAGAAAAAAAAAUAUUCGCUGCUGGGUUGGAUGUUGUUGAUCCCGAGCCUCUACCCAAAGAUCACGAGUUAUUAACACUCCCGAAUUUAGAAAUAGUUCCUCAUAUUGGUAGCGCGACUGUAAGAACUCGCAAUAAUAUGGCAAUAGUCGCUGCGCAAAAUCUCAUUAAUGCUCUCGAUGGAAAACCACUCGUUUACCCUUUAUAA